Puccinia graminis f. sp. tritici CRL 75-36-700-3 is the source of this 1212-nucleotide messenger RNA. RefSeq lists its product as uncharacterized. The transcript is spliced from 3 exons. Gene Ontology annotation, biological process: ubiquinone biosynthetic process. Bases 130 to 978 code for a protein of 282 amino acids. Gene Ontology annotation, cellular component: mitochondrial inner membrane; mitochondrion. NCBI's taxonomy places the organism in Eukaryota, Fungi, Basidiomycota, Pucciniomycetes, Pucciniales, Pucciniaceae. The record is from RefSeq and is a predicted model, not a curated record.
CACAGGUUUUCUGGAGUGAUGUCACAGAUUGGUCCUCCAAUCUCGAUUAAGCAGCCAACGACUUGUUGAUUCGAUGGUGAUCACCAGUUCAUUCAACAUAUUUAUUCCGACAAGUCUUGUUCAAGGAAGAUGACACGAUUGUUGAGGACCGCUCCAAGGAUUCUUCCGAUCAGACGGCCUUCCACACGAGCAUCCAGUGAUGUAGUUGUCCAACAGAUACGACGAAUUCACGAAGGGACAGAUCAGACGAUCGAGGCUCAGCCGAUGUAUGCGAACCAUGUGUCUCUGAACGGUUUCCAACGGACGUUCCUAGCGAUCGGCUCUGCGCUUGCGUCGCUGAACAACCCGUAUCGGGCGGACAUGAUCGCGGUGCUUUCGGAGACCACUGGGGGCCCGUUCCUGGCCCGCUUGAGGGACCAGAUGCUCGCCGACGAGGCCGGCCGGCGGCUGUUGAGGGACCGGCCAAGGAUCAACACCUCCACCGUCGACCUCAUCUCGCUCGAUCAAUUGCCCCAGGGUACCUUCGGAAAAGAGUAUUGUAAUUGGCUCCGAUGGUGUAACGUCUCGCCUGAUACCAGGGAACCCGUCCGCUUCAUCGAUUCACCCGAAUUGGCUUAUGUGAUGCAGAGGUAUCGUGAAUGUCAUGAUUUUUAUCACGUGAUAUCCGGGCCAUUCCCAGUGAACAUAUCCGGGGAGAUCGUAGUGAAAUGGGUGGAGCUAGCGAACAUGGGUCUGCCGGUAGCGGGGCUGUCGGCGAUCUUUGGGCCACUCCGACUGGCCUCGGAGAAGCGGAGGGAGCUGUUGAGGACCUAUGUGCCCUGGGCGCUGCGGAUGGGGAGCAGCUGCAAACCGUUGAUCUGCGUCGAAUGGGAAAAGCAUUGGGAGACGCCGAUCGACCAGCUUAAACGCUCCCUCGGGAUCUCCGAACCUCCCCUCGACUUCAAAACUUGGAUGGACCUUCAACGCAAACAAAAAUAGGCUACUCAUCUCUUCUUCUUCUUCUAACGUCUAGUGUAGACUCUUGUCUGAUCAUUUUACCAAAAUUAUAUCCUCGUCUUAUUUUGCUUGUUUGAAUGACUCAGAAAAUGUACCUGCUAAUUAUCAACUCAUUGAUUUGAACCAACUGAUUGUGUAAAGCUAUCUGCACACACAUGAAAGGAUGCCAAAAAGCAACUCAUUGAUUGGCAAGUUCAGUCCCUCUACAGAAUCGAC